Ambispora leptoticha is the source of this 1521-nucleotide messenger RNA. NCBI's taxonomy places the organism in Eukaryota, Fungi, Glomeromycota, Glomeromycetes, Archaeosporales, Ambisporaceae. The record is from the annotation of a GenBank genome assembly.
AUGGACGAUAGCAUAUAUACAAAAAUUGACGAGAUUCCUCAGAUCAUUCAACAGCUGCGUAAAUCAUUCUCUGAACGACUAACGAAGCCAAUUGAAUAUCGUAAAAAUCAAUUACAUCAAGUCUACAAGCUACUCAGUGAAAAUGAAGAGCAAAUUAUUCAAGCACUCGCAAAUGAUCUUUCUAAACCUAAAGCAGAAUCUCUUGUUGGAGAAUUGAUGAUAUUAAAACAAGAAAUCGCCGAGAUUGUUAACAAUUUAGAUGAUUGGGUAAAGCCUGAGAAAGUGACAAUGCCAUUAUCGCUUAAAAUGAAUCAAUCCUAUAUAAGAAAAGAUCCCAAGGGAAUUGUUUUGAUUAUUGGCACAUGGAAUUAUCCAAUGCUUGUACUUCUCUCACCUUUUAUAGGUGCUAUAGCCGCUGGAUGCACUGUAAUUUGCAAACCAUCCGAAGUUGCAUCUCACUCCGCUAGCUUAUUAGCCGAGCUCUUCCCGAAAUACCUCGAUCAAAAUGCUUAUCGAAUCAUUCAAGGUGGACCAACGGAAAUGACUAAGUUAUUAGAACAACGAUUCGAUCAUAUUUUCUAUACUGGUUCAUCAGCUGUCGGAAAAAUUAUCAUGACUGCCGCAGCCAAACAUUUAACACCUGUGACUUUAGAACUCGGCGGCAAGAGUCCAGCUAUUAUGUCGAAAGAUGUGGAUAUAAUGAUUACCGCUAGGCGUAUUUUAUGGUCUAAAGCUUAUAAUUGUGGACAGACAUGCAUAGCCCCCGAUUAUAUACUUUGCGAACGUUCAGUUCAGUCAGCAUUGAUAGAAGCUUUUCCCAAAGUUUUGGCCGAGAUGUAUGGUACAGAAAUCCAAAAAAAUAACUCAUAUGCCCGAAUCAUCAAUCAACGACACUUUGAUCGCAUUCAAACUCUUCUAAAUGGAACGAAAGGACGAAUAGUGGCUGGUGGUGAUACAGAUCGAAAUGAUUUAUUCAUUGCACCAACUAUUGUCGCUGAUGUACCGAAAGAUGACACAUUGAUGGAAAGUGAAAUAUUUGGACCUAUUCUGCCAAUUGUGGUUGUUGAUAGUAUCGAUGAAGCUAUUGAAUUUGUGAAUCGUGGGGAAGUGCCAUUGGCUCUUUAUCCAUUCAGCAAGAAUAAUGAUACCAUUGAAUAUAUACUCGACAGAGUUCAAUCUGGCGGUGCAUGUAUAAAUGAUUGCAUGAUUCAUGGCGCAGUGACGACUCUUCCAUUCGGCGGUAAAGGAAACUCCGGCAUGGGAAGUUACCAUGGCAAAAAAUCCUUUGAAACAUUUUCACACGAACGCAGCGUAUUGAAAAACCCUUUCUACCUCGAAAAAGUGUUAGAGACUCGAUACCCGCCGUACACAGAUUCAAAAAUUCGAUUAAUAAGUUGGAUUUUAUUAUACAAGAAACCUAAUUUCUCAUCGUCAUCAUUGUUAAGACGAGUCUUUGGAUCAUUCUUUUUAGCUGCUAGUACUGUUGGUGUUUUGGCUUUAGCUCUGACAGCGUUUAUGUAG